AUGGAAAUCAGAUCGAUUAGUUGCGAGGGAGCAGAGCCGUUCGAUGCUGCUACACUCACGCUGCUCUUAUCCGCGCCUUGCGCUCUCGCUAGCACCGGAUCUGCCGCUACUCCUUCAGGGAGCCCCGCGUCCGCGAUUUUCGGCACAAAUUCCGGUAACACCACGGAUAUUUCUGCCACGUCAUCGUCGACUUAUUCGUCUUCUUACCCCGUCCCUGCGAACGCAACUGCCACGUCGGAUUCCGGAUCAUCGUACAGCGUCACUUUAUUCGCGUUAGCAGUCGCCGCGGCGUCUCAGCGCAACAGCGAGACAGAGCGAGGGUUGAGAGCGAGGGUGCACAGCAAGCCCAAUCCCGUCACCGACCUCGCGCCGCUCCCCGCCACACCCUACACCCCACCCUCCUCGCCAUCCAUCCGUCUCCUCCUGGGCUCCGUGCGUCUGCUGCACCUACCGCACGCGGGGUCCUCCGGUCUCGCCCUGUACCGGGGCUAUGAGAGCGAUGAGGAGCUGCGGCUCGUAGAGUCCCCCGCUGACCUGCUCGCCCACAUGCUGCUUGAACUCGAGCGGGGCGGCACUGGUGGUAGUGGUGGUGCUGCUGGUGGUGGUGGUGGGGUGAGUGGGAAAGGUGGGGCGGGGAGGGGUGCGGCAGUGGGAGGGAAGGCACAGGUGGUGGGGCACAGGGACGGGUAUGAGAGCUCGGGGUACCAGCUACUGGUGGACAUGUGGAGCAGACAGGCUGCUGGCAGUGGCAGUGCUGCCUCCUCACUCUGCUGA
Molecule: messenger RNA, 774 nt
Organism: Closterium sp. Naga37s-1
Lineage: Eukaryota; Viridiplantae; Streptophyta; Zygnematophyceae; Desmidiales; Closteriaceae
Source: the annotation of a GenBank genome assembly